CUCGAGGGGCAACCCUCAAUAUAUCUGGUUACCGUGUCUUUGGGCUGCCUCCUUCUUCUGCUCUUGCUCCUUUUGGGGGUGGGGGCUAUGGGCACCGACUAGGGGUGCCAGGUUUGGGAAAACAGUGUUGCCAGGGUGUCCAGUGUGGAAGCAGCUGGACUUGACCGCUGGAACAUAUUCACCUUUCUGGCUUUUGAGGUGACUUGGGGGAAGUCGCCUAGUGGCUCCCCUGCCCUUGGCUUGACUAUGCUCAGGUGGUGGACCCAUUGGAGGUGAACCUGGACGUGAACUUGGAGAUGGACACCUCACCUCAUCCCCCUUCCUGACAGCACCAAUAGUCUUCCCCUGAACUUGCUCUUUCACUUCCAUAUGAAAUCUGAGGUUCAGACCAUUUUCCUUGGGGUACACAAUGGUGAGCUGACUCUGUUCCCUCUGUGCAUCACUCCUCGGAAAUAUGGAACACCGAUGCUCUCCCUGGCACCUCAGGCUCUGCCUUUGCCUUCACCCCCGCCCUCGCCUCUGAAGUCUAGGCUAUUAUUGGAAGAAGCAAGAUGGGAGAGAGCAGGGACCAUGGAGCUACCAAAGAGCAGAGCUUGGCUGUGGAAUCCUCUGCAGGACAGAUACUCUUUCUCUCUCCUCCCCACAAGAAAUGUUCUCUCUGGCAACAUGCCAGGUCAGAGCAGAGCUCCAAGCUUUUGUGUCUCAUCACAAAGAUGACCCUAUGGGACCCCCAGAUCCCCAGCCAUGUGCUCCCUCCCAUGGAAAAGUUUACUGUAGUGACUGACGCCAGGUCCCUUCAGAAGCUGCGUGAGGCCACCUAGAGCUGCCCACAUACACACCCCUACCUCAGGGAGCUGCACACACACUGGCAACCUGCUCGCACAGCAUUUAAUGUGCACACAGCACUGGCCAACACAGAUCUCAGAAGGACAGGCUUAUCCCAACUGGCACAGGGCAGCUCUGCUACACAUGAACCCUCCUAAGGGGGUGGGCAUUCACAGAUCCAACUGGGACACCACCCACACUCCCUCACAGACAACACCCCACACACCUCAGACAACACUUUCACACAAGCACCCAUACACCACAGACAACACCCUCACACAUCAAAGACAAUCCAGACUACACACAGCCACAGCACCCACUCACGUAGCACAGACAGCACCUUCACACACCAGACAGUACCCACACACCACAGACAAUACACAUUCCUUACACAAUACCCACACCUCACACACUACAGACAACACACAAUAAUUACAACCCACAGACAUUACACACAUCCCUCACAUACCACAGAUAAUGUCCACACCGAACACUCUACAGACAACAUACACCACAGACAGCACACACACCUCACAAACCACAGGUGAUGUGCACACACACACACACACACACACACACACACACACACACACACACACCCUUUCACAGAUCAGUUUUGCAUUCUUUUGUCUUGGACGAAGUUCAAGGGCUGGAAGAGUGGCAGACGGGUGUCAAGUUUGCCCCCUCUGGACUUCCCAGCAGACCCUUAUCUCUGCCGCAUACCUCACCUUUGGCCCCUCUUCCUUCCUCGUACUUUCAGGUGCCCUCCUUGCUGGGAAGCCCCUGGCUCCUCCGCCUCCCUCUCCACCUUUGGGAAAACACCCCUCUCUGGACCCACCUUUUCCCUUUCCCGACUACAGGGCCCACAAGAAGGCUUCAGCCUCAAAACAGGAAGCUGGGCCAUGCCCCAUGAGCAGGGGAGGGUGUGGAGCACAAGCUUCCUAAACCCCCACCCACAAGGCCUGCCAGGUCUGAGGAGGCUUCUUUGGACUCCACACUUAUCUUGGAGGCACAGCUGCAGACGGCACCCGCCUUCCUCCUGCCUGAUCCUGGCCUCCUAGCCUCCUCCAUCUUUAUCACCUGAAGCCAUGGGAAGCUGUUUGUCCUGGGACUCUUCCAACACAGCUAAUGACAGUUUCAGCAGCCUGGGCAACUUAACCGAUCACUGGGGGAUGAAUGAGUCAUUCUACGAUGACAUGCUGGACUAUGAUGACUUAGACCUGGGGGCAUCAGCACCCUGCCGCUCCUGUGCCCUGCUGGAUGCAUCCUCACUCCCCUUCUUCAUCGUGGCCAGCGUCCUGGGCAUCCUGGCCAGCGCCGCAGUGCUCUUGGAGCUCUUCAGACCACUAUCUGGCUGGAGGGUCCUUGCCGGCCGCCCCCUCCUGGCACAGCUGGCAGUGGGUUGCACCCUCUUCUGUGUGGUGUUGCCCCUCAUGGCUCCGGGCUUGGGUUUUGCCUUCUCCACCUCCCUGUGCCAAGUGGCCCAUUUGGGCUGGUACAGUGCAGCCUUCGCCCAGGCACUGCUGAUAGCACUCCUGGCCUGCCUGGGCCCCAAACUGGGUGCAGUCCAGACCCCCAGGCUCACUCUGGGGCUCCCCCUGGGACUCUGGCUAGUGGCCAUCCUGCUGGGGCUGCCAAUUGCCCUGUCCAGCAAGACCCCCCAAGGACACUGCGCUCUCAACCUGGCCACGGGCCCACUGUACGCCUUUCACGUGGUUACCUGCUUCACCAUCUUCCUCUUGCUGCCGCUGGGCCUACUGGGAGUCAAGGUGGUAAAGAAGGUACUGGGCCGGGGCCCAUGUCCCCAGGUGGAUGUUCUGUGGGUCUGGUUCUUGUUCUGGGGACCUCAUGGAGUGGUCCUGGGCAUGGAAACCCUGGUGAAGUUCCGGGUGGUGCUGCUGUCUGUGUGCUCCACCCAGCAGGCCCUGGACCUGCUGUUGCACCUGGCCCAGGCUCUGGCCAUCUUGCACUGUGUGGCCACCCCGAUGCUCCUGGCCUUCUACUGCCACCGGGCAACCCGCCCUGCCCCCCUGCCCAUCCCUGAGGGACCAACUUCCUACCUGGAGCCCCCUGCUGGUAAAUCCUAACCCCCUGCAGCCCCAAUUAAAAUCUAUGCUGUUCCCAUGAAGAAA
This is a messenger RNA of Erinaceus europaeus (western European hedgehog), 2957 nucleotides long. It is a transcript of the gene ACKR1, whose product is annotated as atypical chemokine receptor 1 (Duffy blood group). Bases 1914 to 2912 code for a protein of 332 amino acids. Gene Ontology annotation, cellular component: membrane. The record is from RefSeq and is a predicted model, not a curated record. Gene Ontology annotation, molecular function: C-C chemokine binding. The transcript is spliced from 2 exons. Lineage: Eukaryota; Metazoa; Chordata; Mammalia; Eulipotyphla; Erinaceidae. Gene Ontology annotation, biological process: regulation of chemokine production; chemokine-mediated signaling pathway; inflammatory response.